AACACUCUGCCAAUACCCAGUCUGACUGCUACCCAUAAGGCUAUAGGGCUGUUUUGGGGGGUGUGUGACGGGGAGGGACAGGAAAGGGGACGCUCUACACGGCUAACCACGUGAGCACUUAGGGGAAAUGCACAACAUAUGUAACUCUGUUUUAUAACAGGAUCACACAAGGGUUGGAUUAGGAGUCUAAGAAGAAGAAGAGAAUGAGAGAAAUAGGUGGAACAAAAGAGCAUAUAAGCAUGCUGGAGGAGGGGAAGGUCGAGGAGCUGAUUAAGGCCAGGAGAAGAACCACAUGCUGGAUUAGGAAGAAACAUGUUCGAGUGGGACUAGCAGAAACUCUCAGCACGUUUGUCAUGAUGGUGUUUGGUCUAGGUUCUGUUGCUCAAGUGGUCACAGGAGGUGGGGUUUUUGGAGAUUACCUGAGCAUUAAUCUGGGUUUUGGUCUUGGUGUAGCAAUGGGGGUGCAUGCUGGUGGGAAAGUGUCAGGUGCUCACAUGAACGCAGCAGUGACGUUUACCAUGUGCGUAGUCGGCCGUCUGAGCUGGAAGAUGCUUCCACUCUAUGUAGUUUCACAACUUCUGGGCUCCUUUAUCGCUGCGGGAACAGUUUUCACCCUGUACUACGAUGCCAUAUACCACUUCAGUGAAGGAAACUUAACAGUGUUUGGCCCCAAAGCAACAGCGGGGAUCUUUGCCACUUAUCCAGCUCCUUAUCUCUCAAUACAAGCUGGAUUUUUGGACCAGGUGCUUGGUACUGCCAUGCUGUUGCUAUGUCUGAUGGCUCUGGCAGAUAAAAGGAACCAGCCUGCCCCCACUGGUGGAGAGCCUGUGGCUGUUGGGGCUCUUGUAUUGCUGAUUGGAGUUUCCAUGGGCAGCAACAGUGGCUAUGCCAUCAAUCCCACCCGAGACCUGGGGCCAAGAGUCUUUACAGCAAUUGCAGGCUGGGGAUUAGAGGGCAGGCAGAUGUUGGUGGUGGGUGCCCUUGGUGGCACCAUUAGUCGGUGGAGUGACUGGAGCUUUGAUAUAUAAAGCAUGUGUGGAGUUGUUCCAUCCCAAACAUAAGGAUAGAAAACCUGAGCACAAUGGACUAUCAGAGAGCAUAGCGCUGGAUCAAUGCAAGAAUGACAACACAGAUGAGUGUGUGAACUGUUAACAAGACGAGUACCGCUUGAAUCAUGAAGACAAGAGAGAGGAGCCAAAGAAAAAAAAAAUCUAUUUUCACAGUGAGGCCAGUCUAAUAGUAAAGAAGCGAUAAAAUCUGCU
Messenger RNA from Ictalurus furcatus (blue catfish), 1262 nucleotides. It is a transcript of the gene aqp7, whose product is annotated as aquaporin 7. Lineage: Eukaryota; Metazoa; Chordata; Actinopteri; Siluriformes; Ictaluridae. Gene Ontology annotation, cellular component: plasma membrane; basolateral plasma membrane. The transcript is spliced from 6 exons. Gene Ontology annotation, biological process: glycerol transmembrane transport; water transport. Gene Ontology annotation, molecular function: urea transmembrane transporter activity; glycerol channel activity; water channel activity. Bases 204 to 1028 code for a protein of 274 amino acids. The record is from RefSeq and is a predicted model, not a curated record.